AUGAUGGAAGAGAAGAAGCCAUUUGUUGCUUUGAGUGAAGAUAUUCAGGCUAAAUUGGAUAAGAAAUUGGGUCCUGAGUAUAUUUCCAAGAGGGUUGGGUUUGGUUCUAGUAGAGUUGCUUAUAUCGAAGGUUGGAAGGCUAUAAAUUUGGCUAAUCAGAUUUUUGGCUAUAAUGGUUGGUCUACUGAGGUUAAAUCUGUUGUAAUUGAUUUUUUGGAUGAACGUCAGAAUAGGUUUUCAAUUGGGUGCACUGCAAUUGUGCGUGUCACUUUGUCUAAUGGUACUUAUAGGGAGGAUAUUGGUUAUGGUACUGUUGAAAAUGAAAGAAGGAAGGCGGCUGCUUUUGAGAGGGCUAAAAAAUCAGCUGUCACGGAUGCAUUGAAGAGAUCUUUGAGAGGAUUUGGUAAUGCAUUGGGGAAUUGUCUUUAUGACAAGGAUUUCUUAUCAAAGAUUGAUAAGGUUAAGUUCGAUCCUCCUGAUUUUGACGAGGGAAAUUUAUUUAGGCCUUCUGAUGAAAUUAGUGAAAUUUCCAGAUCAAAUACAAUAGAUAAUAAUGAAAUUGGCCAUCCUUCAAAGAGAAGACAAUUAACCAAGGCAGGGAACCUACCAGUAAAUAAAAUUAAAUUAGAGGAAAAACCAAAUCAAAAUAACUAUAAAAUGAUAACACCUAAUACUAAUACUGUUGCUCCGCAAGACGGAACAAGUAAAUUCGAUAACACGAACAAAAUUACUACUACUAAUGAAACUGUAAAUGUCAACGUUGAUAUUACCAACGCUGUCACAUCAAUUACUAAUAAGGAUAGAGAUGAGGAAUUAUUAGACGACUCCCUAAUGUUUAGUGAUGAUCUCCAAGAUGAUGAUUUAAUUAAUAUUGGCAAUACCGAAGAAUCUGUACGAAAGACUGGCCAACCUAUAGUGGAAGCGAUUGAUACAAUUACGGAUUUUGCAAAGCCAGUACCACAUCAAGUUGCUCCUAUGGCGGCAAACAACAAUCACGCUGCGCUCCCUAAUCUUACAAGACCCCCUUUAAAUCCAAGCAAUAAUAUAAACCAUGAACCUGUCACUUUUGUUACGGCCAAAGCUGCCAAUACACUUCAAUCAAAAUCACUAGUCACAAAAGAAAAUGUUUUUGAUCCUAAAUAUCAAGCACAAUCAAUUAAGCAUACUAUUGACCAAACUACAUCAAAACAUAUUCCUGCUAGUAUUUUGAAGGAAAAAGGUGUCACUCCUGCUCGAAAUUCAGUUUAUGAAAAAUUUGCGCCAAAGGGAAAACAGUUGAGUAAUAAUGCCAACAUCAAUAACGAAACAACUAAUCAUGAAUCAGAAACCUCAAAUGUGCAGCAAGGAAUGGCUAAUAAUGUCUUAAGUAAGGAUACAACUGCAAAUUCAAAUUUAGCUAAUUCAGGAAAUGCUCCUCAAAUGACUGCAAAAACCUCAUUAAACUCAGAUUCUUUAAAUCAAAGCCUUUUAUCGAGCAGUGUAUCACCAGCUCCAACAACUCCUAAUCCUAUGAACAAUUUGGCAAAUGCUGGAGAAAACAACCAAGCUCCACUUGGUGCUUUUGCUCCAGCAUCAUCUGCUUCGACCAGUACCACUGCUAGUGCGACACCUUCUAUAUCUUCAACAGAUUCAAGCAAUAUUCAACCAUCGUCAAUGACCGCCAAUACUGCACCAAAAUUUGCACCAUCAAGACCCGUUGUGCAUCCAAAUACGUUUAUUCCAACACCAACUGUGCCCAAACCAGGAAGAAGGGAGGUAGGUAGGCCAAAGAUCAAUCCAUUUCAAAUACGUAAACCUAGUACAUGA
Vanderwaltozyma polyspora DSM 70294 is the source of this 1806-nucleotide messenger RNA. RefSeq names its product recombinase RAD52 (gene RAD52). Gene Ontology annotation, cellular component: nucleus. Bases 1 to 1806 code for a protein of 601 amino acids. Gene Ontology annotation, biological process: double-strand break repair via single-strand annealing; mitotic recombination; double-strand break repair via homologous recombination. The transcript has a single exon. The record is from RefSeq and is a predicted model, not a curated record. NCBI's taxonomy places the organism in Eukaryota, Fungi, Ascomycota, Saccharomycetes, Saccharomycetales, Saccharomycetaceae.